Molecule: messenger RNA, 966 nt
Organism: Cucurbita pepo subsp. pepo (vegetable marrow)
Lineage: Eukaryota; Viridiplantae; Streptophyta; Magnoliopsida; Cucurbitales; Cucurbitaceae
Biological process (GO): intracellular protein transport; endoplasmic reticulum to Golgi vesicle-mediated transport
Cellular component (GO): endoplasmic reticulum; endoplasmic reticulum membrane
Source: RefSeq, a predicted model, not a curated record
CGUUGUGAGUGGUAAGAGAAGCGAAAUUCGAUUUUUUUACAGUUGGUGUAGGGUAUCUUUUGACGAACACUCCAUUAAAGGUUCCACCGAAAACCACCGUAAAGGUUCCCCGAAGCUACAACGCCCGCUUGCAGACUGACUCGCAUCGAACAUGAUUCAGCUUCUAUUCACCUUAAUCGCAGCCGAAAUGGCUCUGAUUUUGACUCUCCUCUUCAGGACGCCUCUGAGGAAGCUUGUGAUUUUGAGUUUAGAUCGUGUUAAGCGCGGUAAAGCCCCAAUCGUUGUUCAAACAGUCGCCGCAACUGUCUUCGUUCUCCUUCUUUCUAGCGUCUAUAGCAUGGUUAAGAUCCAGAAUCGGAUGACUGAGACCGGCGAGGUUAAUCCUACGGAUCAGGUCCUUAUGUCCAAUCACUUACUCGAAGCUUCUCUCAUAGGGUUCUUGCUGUUUCUUGCACUGAUGAUUGAUAGACUACAUCAUUACAUCCGGGAGCUUCGUCUACUCCGGAAGACAAUGGAGGUCGCAAAGAAGCGAAUUCGAGCAACAGAGGAUGCAAGUGCAGAGAAGCUUAAAGCCCUGGGAGAAGAGUCAACUACGUUGAGGAACACAAUAUCCAAACUGGAAUCUGAAGUUGAGGCAAAAACAAAAGAAGCAAAUGAUGCAGAAACUGAAACAGAUGCCCUGAGAAAGCAAUCUGAGGAGUACCUCCUCGAGUAUGAUCGGUUAUUGGAGGACAAUCAAAAUCUUCGGAAUCAGCUGGAGUCGAUCGCCCAUGGCUCUUCGAGGUCGUGCUAAUCUUUUUCGCAUCGUGUUGGACGGCUAAGAAAAGGGUGCAUUUUCGCUUCACUUAAUCGGAGGGACUCGGGUUAGUCGGAUCUGUAUCAAUGUGAAAUGAAACUGAACUGGAAAAUUGAUGGAAUGAUGUUUUGAAAGCUUAGUUUAUCAUUGAAAGUGGGAGUUUAAGUUCA